GGGGCGCUUUGGGAAAAGUGUGACUUUUAGCAUUAUACCUUCCAAAACUCAUUGUCAUCCCGCGUCCCUUCCCCCGCACCCAUCGUAAAUCGCGCCUAUAAAUAACUGGACAGAGACAGAAGGGAUCCCAGCUGGCCUGGCGGCGGCUGCUGCUACUAUCACUCCCCAGCAGACGUGGGUCCGAUGCGGGCAGCAGCGCCAGGGUGGGCCACCCGCGCCCUCGAUACGCCUAGCGACUGCUCUCUCUCGGCAGCCUGCCUGCUCCAGGCUGAGCUGGUAAACUAUGAACGCGUCAAGGAGUAUUGCCUCAAAGUCUUGAAGAAAGAAGGGGAGAACUUCAAGGCCCUUUACCGGUCUGGUGUGGCCUUCUACCACCUUGGGGACUAUGACAAAGCACUCUACUACCUGAAAGAAGCAAGGACCCGACAGCCAACAGACACCAACGUGAUUCGGUAUAUCCAGCUGACGGAGAUGAAGCUCAGCAGAUGCUCCCAGAGAGAGAAGGAAGCCAUUUAACUACAACACCUCUCUAGACUUGCACUUGCGCCCGACCCUGGACUUGUAGGCAUCCCCUGACAGAGAGCCCCUU
Myotis davidii is the source of this 589-nucleotide messenger RNA. RefSeq names its product tetratricopeptide repeat domain 9 (gene TTC9). Gene Ontology annotation, molecular function: protein binding. The record is from RefSeq and is a predicted model, not a curated record. NCBI's taxonomy places the organism in Eukaryota, Metazoa, Chordata, Mammalia, Chiroptera, Vespertilionidae. The coding region runs from base 184 to 516 and encodes 110 amino acids. The transcript has 3 exons.